This is a messenger RNA of Durio zibethinus, 4831 nucleotides long. RefSeq names its product RAF-like serine/threonine-protein kinase 20. Gene Ontology annotation, biological process: protein phosphorylation; signal transduction. Gene Ontology annotation, cellular component: cytoplasm. The record is from RefSeq and is a predicted model, not a curated record. NCBI's taxonomy places the organism in Eukaryota, Viridiplantae, Streptophyta, Magnoliopsida, Malvales, Malvaceae. Gene Ontology annotation, molecular function: protein kinase activity; ATP binding; protein binding.
GUCUAACAAAUUCAAUUGAUUUUGAUCAAUUCAUUUCUUGUUACAAAGCUCGAAAAAAGAUUGUGAAUACCGUCGUAUGAACUUCACAUGCUGAAUAUUUUACUGUUGUUAAUGCUGCACCCUUACUCCCCCACCGUCAGUUGAUCAAAGUUGAUUUUCUUCAUCAAGACAACAGAUCACCGUUUGCUCAUUUUUAUUUAUUCCACAUAAAAAGGGGACCAUUGACAAGGAAGAGAACAAAGAAGCAAACUAGAAUGAGAAACACUUGAUCCUACAGAAUAGGGGUAACUUAGUCACUAAAUAAAAACUGAAGUUAGGACAAAGUAAAUAGCUCUUAAACUAAAGGGUAAUAUAGGAAUUAAAUAAUAGCUCCUUCUUUUCCUUUUUCUGACUACUUAGCAGAAGAUAGAAUAGAUUUGCAGAAAGGAGUCAGAGAUUGAAGAAACGGAGAGAGAUUUGUGAACUCAUUUUAUCAGUCUAAAAUAAAAUAAAGGUUUCAAAUUUCGAAAUUGGUUUUUUUUUUUUUUUUUUUUGUUUUUAAAUUGAAACCCAAUUCUUUUGCCAAGUCUAGAGUCUUUCAGACAACAGUGAUGGCGGCUGAUUUAUGUAAUCCCUCUUCAAACCUACAAUCAUAAACCCAUUUAUCUUUCAGCUUUCAGGACCAAUAGCAGUUAUUUGUCAUAAAUGUUCCUGAUGGCUAGUGCCAUCUUGUUUUUGGUUCCGAAACUGGAAAAUGAAUAGAAAGUGCUAUCGAGUUGCGGUUGUGUAGCAAGUUUGACUGUUCUGUAGUUAAUUGUGAUUGUUUGUUUGCGGAAGAAGUUUGUGAUUUCUGUACGUAUUUAUCAGCCUAUUUUUAUAUGUGAGUGAUGCCAUGUGGGCACCUGGACCCAAUUGAGACUAAAUGAACGGAGAAAAAUCCCAACACUAUUUUCAUGGAACAAUCAAUAGUUCGUAAACAAUACAACUCUGUGGAGCAUGGAAAUGGGGAACUCCCUCAUGCAACUCAAGCAUUUAUGCUAGAUCCUAUGAGUAGCUUAAAUAUGAGUAUAAGACCUGCUGAGCUAAAUGGAUCAGAAGUUAAACCUGUACUUAAUUAUUCCAUACAGACUGGUGAGGAGUUUGCUCUUGAAUUUAUGCGGGAUCGGGUAUAUCCUAGGAAGCCUUUCAUCCAAAAUUCUCUGGGUGAAUCCAGUUAUGCAACAGAAUAUAUGGAUCUAAAAGGUAUUUUAGGCAUUAGUCAUACAGGGUCUGAAAGUGGGUCUGAAAUUUCAAUGCUUAACAUGGUGCAGAAAGGUCCAAAGGGGUUUGAAAGAAAAGACUCUAUACAGGAAAACCAAAGUAAUUAUGGGUCACUUCAAUCAGUACGACAUACUACAUUGGGCUAUGACAAUAAUAGAGGACUUUUGCAUGUGUCACUUGGUAACUCUGAUAGCACAUCACCAAAGAUGAAGGUUCUCUGCAGCUUUGGUGGGAAAAUCAUACCUCGACCGUGUGAUGGAAAGCUAAGGUAUGUUGGAGGUGAAACACGUUUAAUUCACAUCAGAAAGGAUAUUUCAUGGCAGGAACUUAAGCAGAAGAUAUUAGCUAUUUAUGACCAAGCUCAUGUGAUUAAAUAUCAGCUUCCGGGAGAGGACUUUGAUGCUUUAGUUUCUGUGUCUUCAGAUGAAGAUCUGCAGAAUAUGAUAGAGGAAUGUAAUGAACUUGAAGACAAAGAGGCCUCUCAAAAGCUGAGGAUAUUUCUGUUCUCACUGAGUGAUUUGGAGGAUGCUCAGUUUGGUCUGGGCAACAUGGAUGGUGAUUGUGACAUUCAGUAUGUGGUAGCUGUAAAUGGAAUGGACUUGGGAACAAGGACAAGCUCUUCUCUGCAUUGGUUGACAAGCUUUUCAGCUAACAAUCUGACAGAACUAGAUAGCAAGAAUAUAGAAAGGGAAACAAGCAGAGUUGCAAGAGACUCGGUUGUGGUUAGCUCUUCAAACAUUCCCAGUAUUAUGGUGUCAUCAACUUUUCAGUCUUCUCAACCAGUUCUAUCAAGUUCCUCCGGUGCCUUUGAAACCCAUCCACAGUUUUACCAUGGCCCGACGAUGGGGUAUCCAUUACAGUACGGUCAUGAUUGUUCUAAUUAUUCCUAUAUUGCAGAAUUCUCUAAUUCAAUUCCUCCUAAUGGGUUUAUGAAUAGACAUGAAUGCAUGAAAGAAGUGCAACCAUACAAUGGCCUACAACAGCAGAAUCUGCCAGUGCCGGUGAAUGAGUUGAAACCAAAACCUGAUGGUUCAGGUUACCGGGGUAAUGACCUUGAAAAACAUCAUCUCUUGGAAACAGAUCACCUAGGUUCUUCUCAGCCACACGAUAGAAAGGUGAUAAAUCAUUUUCCGCUUGAAGAAGUGCCAGUUGCAGUUGCUUCACAAGAUCUGCCUUUUUUUACUUCAAAAAAUGAAGCUAAAAACCAGGAAAAUGAAAAAGUUGUGUCUUCUGUUGAUGCUGUGAAUCAAGUGCUGGUUCCUAAACAGGGUAAUGAUGACUAUCAUUCUACAUCUGGUGGUGCAUUUGAUCAAGGUUAUGUUGAUUCUGAUUCUAAUCCAACUGAUUUAAGCUACCUCGAGUCCCCAGUGCCUCCUCACAAGGUUUACUAUUCAGAGAGAAUACCUCGGGAGCAGUUAGACUUGCUGAGUCGAUUGUCAAAGUCUGAUGAUUCAUUAGGUUCUCAGUUGCUGUUAUCUCACCCAAAAUCUAAUGUAGCACAGCAAGAUCCAAAUGCAGAAACUGUUGAAAAUUUAUGUGAUAGUAAUAUCGCUCCCCAUGCUGAAGGCUCAGUUUCAAAACCUUCAAAUAUAGAUCAUCAAACCAUUGAUAAUGGUCUUGCAAAACUGCAAAAGUGCAAAGAAUUUGUUGAUGCUACUUCUAAGAUGAACUCAAAGCUUUCUGAAGAAGUGUUGGACACAGUUUUGAAGCAGGCAGUUUCAAACGCUGUGGACAAUAUGCAAGCUGCAAACAAGGAUACGUUUCAGGUUGAUUGUCUGAAUGAUAACCUUCCAGAUGAUCAAAAGAUACUCACAUUUGAUGAGAAAGCAGAAACUGGAGUGGGACUUCAUGCAGUAUGUGAAGCAGAUUUUCCUAUGCACCAUGAGGACAACUUGACUAGCAAAAACCCUCCAGGGCAUCUUCAUGUUGAUUUGAAGACAGAGAGUUCAACUAAAGAUGAUUCUAAAGAGAACCAUCAAACUGGUUUUUCCAGGACAGAGCAGGGAGACAUUCUUAUUGAUAUCAAUGAUCGAUUUCCUCGUGACUUCCUUUCUGAUAUGUUUUCCAAAGUAAUGCUUUCUGAGGAGUCCUCUGGUGUUAGCCCACAGCAGACAGAUGGAGCUGGCUUGAGCUUGAACAUGGAAAACCAUGAACCAAAACGCUGGUCGUAUUUUCAGAAUUUGGCACAAGAUUAUGGUGAAAAAGAUGGUUCCCUCAUUAACCAAGAUCACAGAUCAGAUCAGCUUACCCCAGUAAAUGUAGUUCCAUUGAGCCAAGUUGAUUCGGAUCAAAAUUUUGGUGAACACAACCAGAAGGACAAUCAACCCCAAGUGCAAAUCAGUGAAAGUAUGCAGUUUGAUGCCAUGAUUGAGAACCUAAGAACACCAGACUUAGAAUAUGAGAAGGGGAAGUCAGAAAAGAGAAAUCUUGGUCUACCUCCUUUGGAUCCUUCUCUGGGAGAUUUUGAUAUCAAUACAUUGCAGUUCAUAAAGAAUGAAGAUCUUGAAGAGUUGAUGGAACUGGGUUCUGGUACAUUUGGGACUGUAUAUCAUGGAAAGUGGAGGGGAUCAGAUGUUGCUGUCAAGAGAAUAAAAAAAAGCUGCUUCACAGGUCGAUCAUCUGAGCAAGAAAGAUUGACCAUUGAAUUCUGGCGGGAAGCUGACAUUCUUUCAAAGCUUCACCAUCCAAAUGUGGUGGCAUUUUAUGGUGUGGUCCAAGAUGGUCCAGGGGGAACGUUGGCUACUGUUACAGAGUACAUGGUUGAUGGUUCCCUUAGGCAUGUUUUACUUCGCAAGGAUAGGUAUCUUGACCGUCGUAAGAAGCUCAUAAUUGCUAUGGAUGCAGCAUUUGGAAUGGAAUAUUUGCAUUCAAAAAAUAUUGUGCAUUUUGAUCUGAAAUGUGACAACUUGCUUGUUAACUUGAAGGAUCCUUCUCGACCAAUUUGCAAGGUUGGUGAUUUUGGACUGUCUAAAAUCAAACGUAAUACAUUAGUUUCUGGCGGUGUUCGGGGGACCCUACCAUGGAUGGCCCCAGAGCUCCUGAAUGGGAGCAGCAAUAAGGUUUCAGAAAAGGUUGAUGUGUUCUCCUUUGGUAUUGUUCUAUGGGAGAUUCUCACUGGGGAAGAGCCUUAUGGCAAUAUGCAUUAUGGUGCAAUCAUAGGAGGAAUUGUAAGUAACACACUGAGACCGACAAUUCCAAGCUUCUGUGAUUCUGAAUGGAGAAAAUUAAUGGAACAGUGUUGGGCACCCAAUCCUGCAGCAAGGCCAUCAUUCACAGAGAUUGCCAGUCGAUUGCGUACAAUGUCAGCAGCUGCUAGCCAAAGCAAGGUUCAUGCUUACAAGGCAUCAAAAUAAUAGCGAUUUCUGAAAGGGAUAGUCUUUUCCAUGAUAUAUCAAAGGAUAGUUUUAUUUCAAUUGUUCACACAUUUAGUAUUGAUUAUAAUUACUUGAAAGGAGAAUUGGCUUCCUAAUUGUUUUUGAAAUGGAAGGCUUCUCUUAAAAGAAUCCAGAAAAACCUUCUUCCCAUCCCAUUAAAUGUAUUGAACAAAAAUUGUGAUUUAUUGUCAUGUUGCACUUAAAAAACUGAUCUUUUG